Lodderomyces elongisporus is the source of this 1824-nucleotide messenger RNA. It is a transcript of the gene HMI1, whose product is annotated as ATP-dependent 3'-5' DNA helicase. Bases 1 to 1824 code for a protein of 607 amino acids. Gene Ontology annotation, biological process: recombinational repair. The record is from RefSeq and is a predicted model, not a curated record. Gene Ontology annotation, molecular function: DNA binding; 3'-5' DNA helicase activity; hydrolase activity. The transcript has a single exon. Gene Ontology annotation, cellular component: nucleus. NCBI's taxonomy places the organism in Eukaryota, Fungi, Ascomycota, Pichiomycetes, Serinales, Debaryomycetaceae.
AUGAAGUUGACAUCGGCGCAACUAGUUGCUGUAAAUAAAGGACAUGCUCCAGGAACAGUGCUUUCAAUACAAAGUGGUCCAGGGUGCGGUAAAAGCUUGUGCAUCUCAAAGAGGAUCGAGUCUCUUCUUGCAAAAGGUGUCAAAGCUGAUGAAAUAAUCGUGUUAUCAUUAACUAAUCGCGCAGUGAAUUCAUUAAGAAACACCAUUUACAAUUCAUUUGGAUCAGUUGCUAACGAUUUGGUAAUCAAGACUUUCCACUCUUUUGCUUCGAUGUUAUUGGAAGACAAUGGUGCAGAGUACCAUGCGGGAAAACCACCGUAUAGUGUUUUAGAUGAUGCCAGUUGGAGAAGCUUUGCUGAUUUCUUCAAUGCCAAGCCCAAAAUACUUGAGCAAGCCACUUUGGAAGUAAAGGAUGGAGCCAGUCUUGAGGCUAUUGCAGAGAAAUAUGCUAUCCCGGUAAAGCGAUUCAGAGAAAUAGUUGAUUACAUGGACCAGAACGGUUUAGUGCGGUACCUGGGGUUGAUCUCUGCUGCUAUUGAACUACUAGACAAGUCUGAUGGCAAGUUGAACACCAUUGCCAAUGCCAAAGUAUUGAUAAUUGAUGAGUUUCAGGAUAUGCAACCAAGCCUUUUACCAUUUAUCACCAAAAUUGCAAAGCAUGGCAUUCCCAAACAUAUAACAUUGGCUGGAGAUAAGAACCAGUAUAUCUAUGAGUUUCUUGGCUCUAGGCCAUCUAUUACUGAGGAGUUUAUCAAGCAGUUAGGGUUUCCAGUGGAUAGGGUUUUCCUAAAUGAGUCAUUUCGAUUAACUCCAGAGAUACUUGAGAGUGCAGAUGCCAUUAUUCCAACAGAAAUUAGGAGCAUGAAGAAUGCAGGAGUCAAAACUGUUGGACAGGGUAACAUUUGCACGGAUAUUGUUGAGUUGAUUGCACUUUCAGGAGGGAUACUUAAAUUCUCCGACUUUAUGAUCUUGGUGAGGUCCAAUGCGGAGGUUGAUACCAUUUCGGAGAUGUUGACCAAAGAGUAUGGGAUUAAAUGCAACAAGUACAAUGGUCUCGGGUGGGCAAACUCUGAUAUACACUUAUUUUUGGAUAUCUUACACGUGUUGAACAAAAGUUAUGGUUCUGAUUUUGCAUUAUUGCUUAUGCUCAAGAAAUUUGGCAUGGGGAAAAGGGAAGUUAAAAAAAUAUUUACAAACUACAAAAAAUGGAACAAGAGUUCACACAAUAAGCUUGAAAGUUUUCUCAAAUUGACAUUGGAAGAUGCGAGAUUCCAAGAGUUUCUCAAUCUUCUUGAGCAAGAGAGACUUGGGUUGGACACUCCAAUAACCAUUAUGGGGUCGCUUGCUCGAAUUACCAAGAAAUGGAAUUUCUUUGCACAAGAUAAGGACUUGCAGCAAAACCUUACUGAUUUUUACUCGUCACUAAAGAUUGCACAUACAAAUUAUCUAUUGGACUCGAGAGCAAACUCGAAUUCAACAUUUCUCGAGUAUUUUUUGCGACAUUAUUUCGAUGCCGAACCUAUCCUGGAUCACGACGCUGUAAAUGUUUCUACAGUGCACAAGGCAAAAGGGUUGGAGUUUCCAGUUGUAUUUGUUCCAAAUAAUGGUCGAAUGAAACUUGGAGAGUCGCGACUAAAGUACGUGGCAUUGACAAGGGCCAAAAAUUUCCUUUACAUUGGAGGUGAGCGUGGUGAAAAGAAUUUGGAUACAAUUCAGGAGUAUAUGAAGCAUGUUGCUGUUGAUUUGAAUCGAGCGAUCCCGAGCACCAAAAGUUUUAAUGCCGGUAAACAUUUAUUGAAUUUGUAUAGAAAGGUUCUAGUGUGA